AUGACGAUGUCCGAACUUACCUUUCACACCUUUCAGCUGAAUAAUGGCGCCUCCAUGCCAGCCAUUGGGCUCGGGACAUGGCAAUCGAAGAAUAACGAGACACGUGAAGCUGUAAAGUACGCACUGCAACAUGGGUAUCGCCACAUCGACACGGCUCUGAACUACGGCAAUGAGAGGGAAGUCGGCGAGGGUAUACGCGCUUCUGGUGUGCCAAGGGAACAAAUCUGGGUGACAACAAAGCUGGACAACCACUGGCAUCAUCGCGUAUCGGAAGGGCUUGAUGCUUCUCUGCAGGCCCUUGGCCUCGACUAUGUUGAUUUGUAUCUGAUUCAUUUUCCGUGCUCGACAGAUCCCGAAGACAGAUCAAAGCAUCUGCCGGAUUGGGAUUUCGUGAAGACAUGGCAAGAAAUGCAGAAGCUUCUUGCUACGGAGAAAGUGCGAACGAUCGGUGUUUCCAAUUUCCAGAUCUCACAUCUGGAGAGACUCUUGAAUGACCCGUCGUGUCAAGUGAUUCCGGCUGUCAAUCAAAUCGAGAUGCAUCCGCACAAUCCAUCUCCCAAGUUGCUAAAGUAUUGCAAUAUGAAAGGCAUUCAUUGCACUGCAUACUCUUGCUUGGGUGGCAACACGACAUCUGCCAUAAACGCUCACACUAGUCUAAUUGAAGAUCUCGUGGUGCUAAAGAUUGCAGAAAGAAAAAAGAAAACGCCUGCUCAAGUUUUGUUGAUGUGGGGUUUACAACGCGGGUCCAGCAUCAUCCCGAAGAGUGUGACCCCACCAAGAAUCGAUUCCAACUUCCAAAUGGAUGACUGGAGCUUGUCGAAAGACGAGAUUGUCGCUAUUAACGGGAUCCAGACACGGGCUAAAGUUGUUGGUGAUGGUUGGAUGCCCAUUCGCGUCUUUUUGGGAGACGAUGAAUAA
This is a messenger RNA of Penicillium maclennaniae, 918 nucleotides long. RefSeq lists its product as uncharacterized. The transcript is spliced from 5 exons. The record is from RefSeq and is a predicted model, not a curated record. Gene Ontology annotation, molecular function: aldose reductase (NADPH) activity. The coding region runs from base 1 to 918 and encodes 305 amino acids. Lineage: Eukaryota; Fungi; Ascomycota; Eurotiomycetes; Eurotiales; Aspergillaceae. Gene Ontology annotation, cellular component: cytosol.